UUCUUUUGGCGGAGCCAAAAACUGUCGCACGAUAUUGCAACAUUAGCGAAUGGAUGAGCGCGCCCGGCGCACAUCAUAACCCGCGCGCGCGCCGGUACCGCGACGGAGAGAGAUAAACUUGUGAGGGCUCGGAGGACAAUCACACUGUGUUUGUGUGGGUCGUUGGUGUCACAAUUCUGGCGCUCCAUGUGCUGUGUUAGCACACAGACGCACGCACACACCCCGGUAACGAGCCCACUACAGGUGAGUGGAACGGAUAGCCCCCCGAGCGGUGUGCCACGCCAGUGUGCCAGUGUCAGUCAGUGUCAGUCAGUGGCGUCAGACUCGAAUCUAACCGGUUGGCGCCAUCCAAUCAACCCCUGGUACGCAGCAGCAGCUCAGUGACCAGCGGUUGCACGCAUUAUCGGAAUAGAUAAUGCAAAGAGAAGUGCGUCGGCUCUCUUCCGCACCACUCCACCAACAGUAGCAACAGUAGCAGCAGCAACAGUCUGCCCUAGUGACCAGCAGCAUAACGGGAAAUACGCACUCCGAAGUCCAGAGUCACGAAGACCGAGGAGAGGGGGAGAGAGAACAACUUUCCCUUCGCCAACGCUGCGGUGUGUUUUACGUGCGUAUUGGUGCCGGUGACGCCACAGCUGUUUUGGUUCUGUUUUGAUCGCGCGCUUCGUCUUGGAAGCCACCAGCCAGCCAGCCAGCCAGUCCAGUCCAGUACAAGUCCGGUCAGCUGACGACUGGAAACGAUGGAGACAGUUCAUCACAGUUCCGAUGGCGCAAAUGGAAGCGAAAAGAAGGGUGAUCCGGAGACGAUAGCGCUCGGUGUCAUUAAUCCUUCGUUCGACGAUGGAUUGGGGGUGCGGCCGCAACCCGCGACAACCACGACCACGACGACGACGACGACGAAGAUGACGGACGGUGAGACAGGAACAGGAGCGGGAGGCCAUGGGCUGCAGGCGGACCAUCCGACAUCCUACCUCGAAACGAUAAUGCACAUCUUCAAGGGGAACGUCGGCCCGGGCAUGUACGCAAUGGGGGACGCCUUCCGGAACGGGGGCCUCCUGCUCAGCCCCAUCCUUACCCUCUUCCUCGGCAUCAUCUCCGUGCACAGCGAGCACAUACUGAUUAACUGCGCCGGGCGGAUGCAGCGUCAGCUGAAGCUCCCGGCCAUGCCGGACUUUGCCGAAACGGUCGGCCUGUGCUUUGCCAACGGUCACGAGCGGUUCCGGCCGUGGGCAGGUACCAUGCACCGGGCGGUCAACUUCUUCAUCUGCAUCACGCAGCUCGGUCUGUGCUGCGUUUACUUUGUCUUUAUCAGCUCGAACAUGAAACAGAUCUACGAUUACUACGGGAUCGAGUUCGAUGUGCACCUGCACAUGGCCAUCAUCCUGGUGCCGAUGAUGCUGCCCGCCCUCAUCACGCAGCUCAAGUACCUGGCGUGGUGCAUGACGAUCGGUAACAGCUGCAUGGUGCUCGGUAUCGCUAUCACGUACUACUACGCCACCCAGGACCUCCCGUCGCUGGCCGACCGGCCCCGACCACUGGUCGGUAGCUGGCACACCCUUCCCCUCUUCUUCGGGACCGCCAUCUUCGCGUUCGAGGGCAUCGCCCUGGUGCUGCCGCUGAAGAACGCGAUGCGCCGGCCGCACGAUUUUUCGCGGCCCCUCGGUGUACUGAAUGUGGGCAUGACGAUCGUCACGUUCCUCUUCACCACCACCGGGUUUCUCGGUUACCUCAAGUGGGGCGACGAUGUGAAGGGUAGCCUGACCCUUAACCUGCCCGACGGUGAGCUAUUGGCACAGGCGGUGAAGGUCAUGAUCUCCGCCGGCAUCCUGUUCGGUUACGCGCUCCAGUUCUUCAUCGCCAUCCAGAUCAUGCUACCGUCGAUCCGGAAGCGGUUCGAUCCGUUCCAUCGGCAUCCGAUGCGGCUCGAGCUCUGCUUCCGCAUCCUCAUGGUCCUCCUCACCUUUCUGAUAGCGGAAGGAGUGCCGAACCUGGGCGCUUUCAUCUCGCUCAUCGGUGCCCUGUGCUCGACCGCGCUCGCCCUCAUCUUUCCGCCCAUCAUCGAGCUAACGCUCCAGUCCGCCGCCAACCUCUCCGAUGACUCCGAUCGGCACCGGCACCACCACCACCGGCAGCUCCUUCUCCGCCGGUUAGGGCUGUACGGGAAGAAUGCGUUAAUUUUGGCGAUCGCCAGCAUUGGCGUGGUCACCGGGACCUACGAAAGUGUGCUGGCUUUAGCGAAAAGCUUCUAAACAAACGGGCAACGGAAGCAGCCAGGCAGCCAUCGACCCGCCGCGCAGGCCGCAACACGCACAGACAUGCAUGCAGCGCGAGUCAUCACUCCCCUCCUGGGUACCUGGGAUCACGCAAUAAAGAAAAAAAAAAACCAGUC
Messenger RNA from Anopheles aquasalis, 2389 nucleotides. Its product is annotated as proton-coupled amino acid transporter 1-like. The record is from RefSeq and is a predicted model, not a curated record. Lineage: Eukaryota; Metazoa; Arthropoda; Insecta; Diptera; Culicidae. Gene Ontology annotation, biological process: amino acid transmembrane transport. Gene Ontology annotation, cellular component: vacuolar membrane. Gene Ontology annotation, molecular function: L-amino acid transmembrane transporter activity.